Molecule: messenger RNA, 336 nt
Organism: Colletotrichum abscissum
Lineage: Eukaryota; Fungi; Ascomycota; Sordariomycetes; Glomerellales; Glomerellaceae
Product: glutaredoxin-like domain-containing protein
Exons: 2
Coding region: 1-336 (111 amino acids)
Source: RefSeq, a predicted model, not a curated record
AUGUUUGCACCAACACGACGUUUAUUUCAAAAGGUCCAACCAUGUCGGAUCACCCUCUUCUCCCGCGAUGAGUGCGGCUUAUGCGUGCGGGCCAAAUCGGCACUCUCCAACGUUUGGGAUCGCCGGCCUUUUGCUUACACGGAGGUCGUCAUCACGAAGCCAGAGAACAAGAAGUGGAGGGACCUUUACGAUUUCGACGUGCCCGUGAUCCACAUUAGCAAAGCCGAGGCCCCUGAGGAGGAUGUCAAACUCGUGGGCAAAGCUGUCAAGCUCAUGCAUCGAUUCGACCCAGAUCAGAUCGAAGCCAAGAUGGAUCAAGUAGAGGGAGAAAAGUAA